CUAUUCGGAUCCUCGUCGUUUUACAAAAACAACCGAAACAGUACGAAGCUUUUCCCCAAUUCUCUUUCUCCAAAUUUCUUCAAAAUCACCUUCUAAAUCUUUAAUUGUACACUCUCUUUAUCCAAUUUGGAUUUUUCCUCUUUCGAUUGACUCAGUUAUUGUUCCCAUCCAUCGAAUCUAUAAACUUCUAGGUUUUUUCCCUUUCAAUCCUCAGAUCUGUAAAUACAGCCUUCAAAUCUAUAAAUUUUUUGGGAUUUUGUCAUCGAUAUUUUGUUUCCGUCCUUUCCCCUAUAGUUAUAGAAAGAAUUUGUUGUUUUGCCUGGAGGCUUUCUGAAUCCUAGGGUUUCGAUUUCGAGGAUUCAUCUUAGGGCCCAUCGGAUCUGUAAAUUGACUUGGGGUUUCGAUUUGAAACUUGAGAGAGUAUACAAAGCAGCAAUAAGGCAUUCAUUAUGUCUCUAUGGAUAGAAAAGAUGGGAACCAAACGACCGUUUCAAGAGGACGACUUUCCAGAGCUUUCCUUCAAGCAUGCUAAACAGCUUGGUUUUAAUAACAAUUUGAAUUCAUAUUUUGAGGAUUUUUCUUCUUGUAGAACUUCUGCAAAAUCUGAUACUGUAGGUGUAGCUGCCAGCAACUUUUGUAACUACAAGUUUGAUGAGAGGCACGGAAAUUCUGACAUCAGCAGUUACUCCAAUAUUGAUGAAAAGGAGUUAGAGAUGGGUACAGCCUUAUCAAAUGGCAGUAUUGAUGAAGAUUCUGCAUUCGAGGACAGGUUUUGCUGGUCUCAUUUUCAAGGAUAUUUCGACUUUAGUGUUCCAAGACGACUCCCUGUUCAGUUCCGGGAUCCUUAUUCAUUUUUGUUGAAUUGUUCUCCGAGGAAAGAAAUUCCUGUUGGACGAGAUCAUCAGGCUGAAGUUCCGCCAUGGGAUCCAAAUGCGACCUGGAAAGACACUUCAAGUCCCAGCUACUUUGUUGACGAUGAAAGUGAAGAAAAACUGAUGGGAACAUGUAUCAUCCCAAUGCCAAAUUUGAAGUUUGAUGGGAUCAAAGAAGUGCAUGGCCAAGCAGACUGUAACUGCCUGGAUCGGGGUUCCGUAAAAUGUGUACAGCAACAUGCAAAGGAAGCACGAGAAAAAUUAAGAGAGACAAUCGGAGAUGAGAAGUUUGCGGAGUUGGGAUUUCUCGACAUGGGAGAGGAGGUAGCAUCCAAGUGGACUGAAGAAGAACAACAAAUUUUUCAUCAGGUCAUUUACUCUAAUCCAUUGUUGCUUGGUAAAAAUUUUUGGAGACACCUAUCUGCGGUGUUCCCAACACGAACAAAGAAGGAAAUUGUCAGCUAUUACUUUAAUGUCUUCAUGCUCCGGAGACGGGCUUUACAAAACAGAAUUAAUCCGUUGGCAGUAAAUAGUGAUGAUGAUGAAUGGCAUGGUGCUGAUGGAGGAUUCUAUCAAGGUGGAGAAGAAGAUGAAGACUCUUUAGUCGAAUCUUUUGGUGAUCAAGAUGUUCACGUGGGCCCUGGGAACGGCUCUUCGUCUGAAAAUGUAUGCAGAUACGAGGUGGAGGAUAGUGGUAAUGGCAUUUUUCAUGGGAACGGGAAUGGGGAACAUGGAGAUGCUAUUGAGUUGGAUAGUAAGAGAGAUUAAAUGUUCCGAUGAAGAAAUUGAGUUGUGGUACAAGGUUUGAUCAUAAACUUUGUCAUCCUAUAAUGAAAUUGUGAACGGUAGAAAAAUCUUCUUCCUUAUCUAAGUUUUGAAUGAGUCUUUUUAUCA
Messenger RNA from Olea europaea var. sylvestris, 1766 nucleotides. RefSeq lists its product as uncharacterized. The coding region runs from base 450 to 1640 and encodes 396 amino acids. The record is from RefSeq and is a predicted model, not a curated record. The transcript is spliced from 4 exons. NCBI's taxonomy places the organism in Eukaryota, Viridiplantae, Streptophyta, Magnoliopsida, Lamiales, Oleaceae.